AUCAAUCGUCAAAGUUCUCACAUAAACGAUGAUGUCCAUUUUGAUAAUGAAAAAAUUGGUGAGAGUGGGGCGGUUCAUAGCGCCAUCAUGGAAGUGAAAAAUGAUCAAGAAGAGAGUCAGAAGCAGCAACAUUUUCAUGAGAGAUCGAAAACUCGCAUUAGUAAUGGUGAAAAUUUUAAUUCAUCAUCCUCAAAUAACGGGUUUAUGCCCUCGAAUUUUGAGAUGACCCACUUAACAAUAAAUGAUUCAAAUGAGAGCCAAAAGGAACUUCUUGGACGAAAAAUGGCUGAGAGAGCACCAGAAACCCCAUCACUUCGACCUCCUUGGUUUACGGAAGAGUUGGCCACAACAACUAGAGCAUCCUUUAAUCAGCACCCUAAACCCGAUUCGGAAAAGAAAUUUAGCUUUCAGCGAUCAAGUAAUCAAAUUGAAUUCCCGAGUUACACUCCAGAGGAAAUGCAGAGUGCUCGACCAACAAUAAUUGACGCGCGCAAUAAGAAAUGCACCUGGAUGCCGAAUUUGGCUCCCGAGUUUGUUGCACAAAGCGAUGUUGGGAAAAAGUCCAUUCCACUGGAGAAAAGGGCCUUCCCGCGAUAUGCUAUCUUCAUAACUGAUGCGAAUGGUAAUAAAACGAAUAGUAUUGCGGUGAAGGAAUACAAUAUGAAUAUUGCCCGGUCUCAGUUUGAACCAGCAAUAGCUGCUGUUUACCAUGCCCAUCCAACAAAUGCCACAUUUGAGAGGCCAGAUAUUGGAUCAAAAGACAGGGAAGCCGUAAAAGUGUAA
Molecule: messenger RNA, 783 nt
Organism: Rodentolepis nana
Lineage: Eukaryota; Metazoa; Platyhelminthes; Cestoda; Cyclophyllidea; Hymenolepididae
Source: the annotation of a GenBank genome assembly